Messenger RNA from Manis pentadactyla (Chinese pangolin), 4478 nucleotides. It is a transcript of the gene FBXW8, whose product is annotated as F-box and WD repeat domain containing 8. The transcript has 11 exons. Bases 95 to 1891 code for a protein of 598 amino acids. The record is from RefSeq and is a predicted model, not a curated record. Gene Ontology annotation, biological process: cilium assembly; protein ubiquitination. Lineage: Eukaryota; Metazoa; Chordata; Mammalia; Pholidota; Manidae. Gene Ontology annotation, cellular component: ciliary basal body; centriole; Cul7-RING ubiquitin ligase complex. Gene Ontology annotation, molecular function: protein binding.
GCGCGGGUUUCCGGUCGUGGCGGACACUUCCCGCGGAGGGACUGUCCCGUGGCACCUGGCAGGGUCGAGAGGACGCAGGGUCGGGGCAGCGGCGAUGGACGACCAGAGCCUGGACGAGUUCCGCCGGCGCUGGCAGGAGGAGCUGGCGCAGGCCCAGGCGCUGAGGAAGCGGCGGCGGCCAGAGGCUGCCGAGCGGAGGCCGCGGCGGCCCGAAGUGGCCCCUGGGCGCGGCGAGCAGGCCUCGGGGUACCUGGCGCUGGCCCAGGGCCUCUUGGAGGGCGCGGGACGGCCUCCGGCGCCGCGGGCGACCCGGGCCGAGAGGCAGGACGCGGCCAGCCGUUCCCGUUCCCCUCCCGCGCGUGAGGACGCCGGGCGCGGGGAGCAGCUGGUGGACCAGCUCAUCCGCGACCUGAAUGAAAUGGAUGACGUGCCCUUCUUUGAUAUCCAACUACCUUAUGAACUGGCAAUCAAUAUAUUUCAGUAUCUGGACAGGAAAGAACUAGGAAGGUGUGCGCAGGUGAGCAAGACAUGGAAGGUGAUCGCAGAAGAUGAAGUGCUCUGGUACAGGCUGUGCCAGCAGGAAGGGCACCUCCCUGAGAGCAGCAUCUCUGAUUAUUCUUGCUGGAAGCUCAUCUUCCAAGAGUGCCGAGCCAAGGAACACAUGUUAAGAACCAACUGGAAGAAUCGCAAAGGUGCCGUGAGUGAACUGGAACAUAUUCCUGAUGCGGUUUUAUGUGAUGUACAUUCUCAUGAUGGUGUGGUCAUUGCUGGAUAUACAUCAGGGGAUGUGAGGGUGUGGGACACCCGCACCUGGGACUAUGUAGCCCCCUUCCUGGAAUCAGAGUAUGAGGAGGACGAGCCUGGAAUGCAGCCAUACGUCUCCUUUGUGAGGAUAAACAGCUCGCUGGCGGUGGCGGCUUUUGAGGAUGGAUUUCUUAAUAUUUGGGAUCUAAGGACUGGAAAGUAUCCUAUUCAUCGUUUUGAGCAUGAUGCAAGAAUACAAGCACUAGCUCUCAGCCAGGAAGAUGCAACGGUUGCCACAGCUUCUGCUUUUGAUGUUGUAAUGUUGUAUCCCAAUGAAGAGGGAUAUUGGCAAAUAGCUGCAGAAUUUGAAGUUCAGAAACUGGUUGACUACCUUGAAAUAGUUCCAGAUACCGGAAGGUACCCUGUGGCAGUAGCCACUGCUGGAGAUCUGGUAUACCUGCUAAAAGCUGAAGACUCCGCCAGAACCCUCCAUUAUGUCUACGGCCAGCCUGUCACAUGUCUAGAUGUCUCAGCCAACCAGGCUGCUUUUGGUGUGAAGAGUCUGGGAUGGGUGUACGAAGGAAACAAGAUCCUGGUGUAUAGCCUGGAAGCCGAACGCUGCCUCUCAAAGCUGGGUAACGCACUUGGGGACUUCACUUGUGUCAACCUCAGGGAUAGCCCUCCCAAUCUCAUGGUCAGUGGCAACAUGGACAGGAGGGUGAGGAUCCAUGACCUCCGCACAGACAGAACCGCCCUGCUGCUCUCUGCCCACCAACUUGGAGUCUCUGCAGUCCAGAUGGACGACUGGAAAGUUGUCAGUGGAGGCGAGGAAGGCCUGGUCUCUGUGUGGGAUUAUCGGAUGAACCAGAAGCUGUGGGAAGUGCAUUCUAGACACCCUGUCCGUCACAUCUCCUUUAACAGCCACAGCCUCAUCACGGCCAACGUGCCCUAUGAGAGGGUGGUGCGCAGCGCCGACCUGGACAACUUCACCACGCACAGGAGACACCGAGGGCUCAUCCAUGCCUAUGCGUUUGCAGUGGACCAGUUGGCCUUUCAGAGUGCUCUUCCCAUCUGCCGUUCAUCCCGUGACGCCAUGGCGGGUUACAACUAUGACCUUGCACUGGCUUUUCCCUGUGACGAUAAUUAGGGAACAGUAGCCUUAUUUGGGAGAAAUUAGAAAUUUUAAAUCUACAGAGGAGCUCUGCACCAGAUUUAAAUGUUUGGGGUUGGAGAAGGGUCCAGCUGACAACCCCACACAUCCCUGAACUGCCUUAGCUGCUUCUCCACUUCCGGUGAAAUUCCACCCCACUCUGGUCUCUCUCCCUGGGCACUCAGUUCCCUGCCCCCUGGGGCUUUGAGUACCACACGCUGACUCAUGUUUAUACUUCCCUGCCGCCUCCUCGAGUCCCUCUGUACCAAACCACAGGGCCUUGCUGCAGGCCUCCCGCCGAGGCAUUCCUGCUGUCCACAGCCCUUCUGGGCCUGCUGGCCGUCCUGCCUGUCUCCAACCCUCUCCUCUCGGGGGGCCUUCGGAUGUGCUGGUGUCCAAGCUUCCUCGCAAGGCCCAAUAUCCACCCAGCUUGUGCAGCUGGCUCUGGGUGGGCAUCUUUGACACCACUACCCUGUGUAAACCUGGACUAGCGCUACUUUUCCUCACAGUUUUUUCCAUGGUCAUAAUUAUAUAUUUAUACACUAUUUCAUUAAUGAAUUUGUUUCCUGUUGCGUCUAUAUAUGCGAUACAAAGUAGAUGUUUUCUACAUAUUCAUUGAAUAAAUAGCCAUCCUCCAAGUAGGAUGGCAGGUGAUUCUGGCAAACUGUGCGUGUGAAGAGGCAGAGCUGUGAAAGGAACCUUUACCUUGAACCACAGCAGCUGAGCGGGACAACACGAGAACCGUCCAGUUUGAGCAAAGCUCCCAUUUCCAAAGGAUUACAAGGGCAAACCUUUGCAUUACUCUUGGUUUAGAUGCUCUGAGCAGCAGCCAUCUCCUAAACCUUCAAAAUAUCAAAGCAAAAAUGUGAUUAAACUACAAAAGGACAAAAAACUAUGCUCAUAGUAGGUGAUCAGAUUAAAAUAGUAAAAAAAAACAAGCUAAACUUUCUAAGGAUUUACUGAAUUUACAGUCUUGAUCCAAUAGCUGUAGAAUUUUAUACCUCCUCAAAUGCUUGUAGGCCAUGCACAAAAAAUGACUGUGUGUGGAGAACACAAAGAUGGAUGGGAUACAGGCCAAAUUCGGUGACUCCAACCCCAAAUGCACUAAGAUUAGAAAUCAACAAAAAGAAUGAAAGCAUAUACACACUGGAAACCUGAAUUCACUUGGUUUUAGAGAGGGAACUCUCCAGACCAGUGACAGUGAAAGCACUGGGUAUCCAAGCCCAGGGAUGGAGGCCUGAGUGGGACUGAGGGAAGCUGUGGCUUUAAUAGAAAAUAAUAACAGACUGAAAAUAACAAGGCUGAGUGGUCACCUUAGAAAGCUUUUAAAAAGGUAAUAGCCCAAAGAAAGCAGACAGAGGAGUCAAAUAAUGAAAUAGAAAACCAACAAGUAGUAAAGUUAAUCAUAAAGCCACACAGUUUUUUAAAAGACAUACAACUCUUGAUAAAGAAGGCAUAAGGGACUAUCAGAAAGAGAAAAUGAGAUAACUGGGGGCUCCAUGCGCUCUGUGUGGGGAUGACCCGCCCACACUGACCCAAGAGAAAAGUGAAGCUUUUCUACCAUAUGCAAGUGUAUAAAAUUGGAAAACGCAUUCUAUUACUCACCAACUUUGGAGUUAUGAAGGUGUGAGGAGGUUUUCUAGUUGCUUAAGCUAUUCAGUUAUUAAAAAUGUACCUAGACAGGGCAGAGGAACCACAGCUGGGACUGGCCCCAAAGCCAGGGAGCAGCGCUUCUGCUCAGACUCCCUGGGAAGGCAGCUCUGCCAGGCCAGCCUUCUGCUCCCUUUCGACCCAGUCACCUCACAGGUGAAGCUCACCCGCAGUCAGCAAAUGGAGGGUUCUGCUUGCCCACUGUCCUUGUCUGGCCCCCAGGAACCUCACUCUCUGAGGUCCUCAGCCCUCAGUCUUACUGCAGCAAGGCCACUGGUCAAGUAUAGUCUCAAGAAGAGUCCCUCCCAGCCUGAUUUCACAGCCUCUUUUGCAGGUAUAUUCUCCCUUCCCAGCCUGGCAGCAAUUAAAAAUAAUCAGUUUCAAAGAACUUAGAUCCAGAAAAUUUUACAAAAAUUAAACACAGUUUCAAAAUGUUAUUUGCUGCCAACGGCUUGGUCCAGUGUAAAAUGUUAUGAGCUCAGGGAUUUUUUUUCCUCCAACUUGUGUAUAACAUGUCCGGUUCAUGAAAAUUACCAGAUUUAGUGAAGAGUGUUUUUGGGGCCCAGACACAGUGUCUAGGCACAGCAACCUCAGAGUUUCUGCUGUAAACUUCAUAUCCUAGAGAAAUCGCCUGAUGGGGAAAGAACCAGAGUUCCUUCCUAAACCAGCAUUCACCCAGAAACAAAUAUCUUGGCCCAGGUAACCCGUUCUGCUCACCCCACCUUACCCUUCUCCCUGCCGGUUAUUUUGAGGGAGCUUCUUCACCAAUGUCUGUGUCUCCUUUUCUUCUGUAGCUCUUCUACUCAAAUCCUUCCCUCUCUACCUUCCCUAAAGACAGAAGAGACUCAGAUACUCAUGUCUUGUCUUAAAACACUACAUGACUUUGCUUUCUACUUUGUUUUUGUUGGUUCUAAUAUUAAAUUUUUUAAAUAUU